UCUUGCCUCUCCUGUAUCCCGUAGAAAGGCAUUGGCUUUGGAGGUACAAGUGAUAUAGAGUCGUCAUUUGUAGCGCCGAGCGAGGCAUUGCUGCAGAAGGUCCUACGGAUCUCCUCUCUCGACGUCAGUCUGGCCGACAGAGGCUACACGCCAACAAUCUACUUCUACCGCUCCGCUGUCGCCGCCACUGUCAACUUGUUCGACGUGGCCGCCAGACUCAAGGAGUCCUUGGCCAAGGCCCUGGUGGCUUUCUACCCCUUCGCUGGCCGCCUUGACGUCGAAGACGAUGGCGACGUACGACGCCAUGUUCGGCACCAACACGCGGGGCACCUUCCUGUGCUGCCGCGAGGCCGCCGGGCGGCUGGUCCGCGACGGCCGUGGCCGGAUCGUGACCUUCUCCUCGUCGGGGGUCGGGUCGCUGCGCCCGGGCUACGCGGUGUACGCGGCGAGCAAGGCGGCGGUGGAGGUGAUGACCAAGAUCCUGGCGCGCGAGCUGCGGGGCACGGGGAUCACGGCCAACGUGGUGACGCCGGGGUCGACGGGCACGCCCAUGUUCUACACCGGGAAGACGGCCGAUGAGGCGGAGCGCUACAUCGCCGAGGCGCCGCUGGGCAGGCUGGGCAUGCCGGAGGACAUCGCGCCGCUCGUGGGCUUCCUCGCCAGCGACGCUGGCCACUGGGUCGAUGCCCAGGUCGUGCGCUGCAACGGUGGCACCAUCUAGCCAGUGGGCCUAGUAGCUAGGCGCGCGGUGUUAAUUGACGACCUGCUGCUCCGUUGUCACUGUGCGCACACUGAGAUGCACUUUUAAAAUAAUGUUUUAUUUAAUAAUGGGUCAUAUUUGUGCCUAUAUUUUAUUUGUUCUCCUAGUAAAUGUCACAGCAGUAUUUUUUUAGGGCAAUGUCACAGUAGUAUUUGAUGUUAAGCACUCGUGCUUAUAUGAACCCUCA
Panicum virgatum (switchgrass) is the source of this 947-nucleotide messenger RNA. RefSeq names its product NADPH-dependent aldehyde reductase-like protein, chloroplastic. NCBI's taxonomy places the organism in Eukaryota, Viridiplantae, Streptophyta, Magnoliopsida, Poales, Poaceae. The transcript has a single exon. Bases 287 to 721 code for a protein of 144 amino acids. The record is from RefSeq and is a predicted model, not a curated record. Gene Ontology annotation, molecular function: oxidoreductase activity.